AUGAAUGAAUUGAAAGAUAGUUUCAAAAACAAAUUUAUCAGCAACACUUUUGUUAAUCAGAGUCUCAUUGAUGAAUACUGUGUUACUGAUUCUAAUGGUGUUACUGAGUGUAAUAUUGAAAUUACCGGAAUUGAUCCUACUUCUUACCCUGCACAUCUUGAGAGACCAACUCCUCUCACUGAAAAUAUUAUCGCAUUUCCUAUCUCAAAUGGAGUGUUUCAUGCUGUUCAUGAACAACUUAAACAUUAUCCUGAUUGCAGUGUUGCAGUGCAUAAGUCUAAAUCUGAUAUUGAUGUCAGCUCCUUAUCCAUCACUGAUCAGAGUUCUUCUGACACUAAAUUCAAUUGUAAUUCAAUGUCAAAUAAAAGGACUCAAAGUUCACUUGGUGAAUCUUUCAAAUCCGAAUGGGUUAAAUCUAGAAAUCUGCUCACCAAGAAAAACUUUGCUCAUUCCCCUUCUAUUUUUCAAGAGCUUCUCUCCUAUCCAUCUGAUGAAGUCUCACAUACUGAAGAAGAAGCUGUCAUUCCUGAUCCCAUCAUUCCAGACCCAAGUCCUGUCAAUCAAGGCACUACAAUCAGCACGACAACUUUUUUGUCAGAUGCUGAUGAAACCCUUGAAUCUGAAAACUCUCCUGUAACUGAUGUUCCUUUCAUUGAUAACUCUUCAGCGUCAAACUCAUUUGAAUCAGCUCCAGAACAUCGAGAUCACCCUGUUGAUCAAAUUAUUGGAAAUCUUCAUGAUGGUGUCCAAACCAAAUCUCGUGUAUCUAAUAAUUUUUGCAUAGUCAUCCCAGCUCCAAACUCUCCUCCUCUUCCCAUAUACAUCAAAGCCACAAAUGUCAUCUUCAACCCUGAUAUACCAGAUGUUCAUCACGGUCUUGGAAUUGAUGAUUUUGUCAAUUUUCUAGUAUCUUGCAGACUUCGAUAUGCUAUCAGUGAGGUUCCAUCGGAGGUCUUUCCCGAACAAGUCUGUGAGUUCUAUUACACCGCAACAUUCAAUAAUGAAAACAACAUCAUCUCCGGCACUAUUGGGCAUGGCCGUCGCUCAGUUUUCAUCAACGCUGAUCUCCUCCGUACUGCACUCGGGUUACCAAUUUUUGAACCAUUCUCUGAACUUCCAACUAUUGAAUGCUGUCGAAACUUCUUUGACCAACUGGGCUAUGAUCACUCCAAGGCUGGUCACAAAUCUUGCAGUGGUGAUCAACUGAGUGCUUUUGAGCAACAAGUGGUAUGUUCACUUCUCCUCAACAAACAUGUUGAUUAUGGGGCUUUCUUCUUCGAUAAGCUUGUCCAACUUCUUCGGGCCAAUGUAAGAGCUGAUCAUGUUCCAUUUCCACGCUGGAUUGCUCUUGUCCUGGAUAAAUUUCAUGCUGAAGCCUAUUACUUAGACGCUGGAACCCCCAUCCAAUGCCCACGCAUGUCAGUACGAAUGUAUCAGGAUGAUCCACUGGCCAAUGACAUCGACAUCUCUGAUCGGAUGCGAGAAUGGAUCGUGAAUCCAUAUACCGUUCCUUCAGUAAACGCUGACACUGACAAAGGAGCUGCUGAUAACGACAAAAUUCGUGCUAAAAUACAAGCUGAAAUACAAGACGGUGGUCGUAUCUCCUCUCAACUUUCUCAUCAUACUAUUUCUGUCACUGAAAGGGUUCAUUCAGCUCAUGGGGAGCCAUAUGCUCAGGGGGAGCAACCAUCUUAG
Lactuca saligna is the source of this 1695-nucleotide messenger RNA. NCBI's taxonomy places the organism in Eukaryota, Viridiplantae, Streptophyta, Magnoliopsida, Asterales, Asteraceae. The record is from the annotation of a GenBank genome assembly.